AUGGCCUAUAUACCCCAGCAAAUUGACGCAGUUAGCGGCGAGCAAUACCGUUAUGCGUUGACUAACUUCCGAAUCGCGCACGAGAAAGUCGAAGAACAACGUCGGCAACUAGAAGAACAAGAGAAACAGGUUGCAUUACUCCGCGCGCGAAUCGCCUUGCUAGAAGGGACUGCGAAUGAUGAGCAACGGGAGAACAAACAUCUUGGGGGCAGCUCAGUCGAUGACUUCUCCAUCAAAAAUGCCGCGUCCUUGUUGGAGCGCUCGAUCAAUCGCUGGGCAGCAGAUAUUGUGCGCGCACCGCCUUCUGCACUCUCUGAUAUCCAUGGAGCCGCCUUGGGCGACAUCACAGGCUCUUAUGAUCCCGCGCCCUAUGAUGUCUCGCCAAUGCAGGUACAGAACAUCCUCCGCCAUGCGAUGUCAGAAGUCAUCAGUAGCGAGAUCAUCAACAAUCUCGUUGUGACCAACUCCCCCGAAGCAAACCACUUGUUCGCCCGCAAUCCUGUAGUAGCAUGUGUUUGGCGCCGACAAACAUUCUCAGCGGCAGUGGAGAACUGCGACCCAGAAAUGACAGCUGCUAUUCUUGCAGAGACACUCCCAGCGCUCACCAAAGUGCUUGCGGGAUCAGCAAACAACACAGCACCGAUUCUAGCAAACGCAUACACCUUCUCGCGUAUGCUGCACAGUGCCCCAUCAUCAUCCACCGAUGCGUUUUACCGUAGCUUCGUCCCCGAACUCGGAAGUAUCCUUUAUCCGCGUCAGAUAGAGCUCGUGCGCCGCUGUCUCAAGAGCGAGCGAGGCGAGCAGGAUCGUGUAGGUGCGACGAUCUUCCCUGGGCUUGUGAAGGUCACGAGGGGCGGUGUGGCAGUUACCGAACAGAAUCAGGAAACGGUACAUACGGUCGUGCGGCGCGCGCAGGUGAUCUGCGAAUGUGCGCUCAUAUCAUCGGGGAAUGUACCAAUGCAAGGGUAA
Molecule: messenger RNA, 969 nt
Organism: Suillus bovinus
Lineage: Eukaryota; Fungi; Basidiomycota; Agaricomycetes; Boletales; Suillaceae
Exons: 5
Coding region: 1-969 (322 amino acids)
Source: RefSeq, a predicted model, not a curated record